AUGCAAGAUUAUAAUGAGAUUGAUACUAAAGCCCUUACCUAUGCCAAAAGACGUGAAGGACAAUGCUUGGCUAAAGUUAGAUCAAACCCUAAUAUUUAUUUAUGGGUUUGUAAAAAUCAGCAUCGAUGGGAAGCAUCCUAUAAAGAUAUGAAACAAAAUUAUAG
Messenger RNA from Racocetra fulgida, 164 nucleotides. The record is from the annotation of a GenBank genome assembly. Lineage: Eukaryota; Fungi; Glomeromycota; Glomeromycetes; Diversisporales; Gigasporaceae.